Bolinopsis microptera is the source of this 1959-nucleotide messenger RNA. Its product is annotated as glutathione S-transferase kappa 1-like. The record is from RefSeq and is a predicted model, not a curated record. Gene Ontology annotation, biological process: glutathione metabolic process. The coding region runs from base 1 to 669 and encodes 222 amino acids. Gene Ontology annotation, molecular function: glutathione transferase activity; glutathione peroxidase activity. Lineage: Eukaryota; Metazoa; Ctenophora; Tentaculata; Lobata; Bolinopsidae. Gene Ontology annotation, cellular component: peroxisome; mitochondrion. The transcript has a single exon.
AUGGCUGUUCGAACACAAGUUAAGUUCUACUACGAUGUUCUUUCACCCUAUGCUUGGUUCGGGUUCGAAGCUCUUUGUAGGUAUCAAAAACCAUGGGAUCUGGAUUUGCAACUAAGACCAAUCAACCUGGGAAAGAUCAAGAAGGAAAGUGGUAACAUUUCUCCAGGUCCAUGUGCUGAUGUUUUUAAAGGAUCCUUAUUUUUUCCUGAUGUUCAAAGAACUUCUGAAAUGAUGGAGCUUCCAUACAAGCCUCUAAAGGACUUUGAGGAAAGCGUGUUUAUCAAAGGAUCACUGCCAACUCAGAAGACUUUGGCUGCUUGUCAGAUCCUCUACCCUGAUAACAUGGAAGAACUAACUAGACAAUCAUGGCUUGGUUUAUAUUCUCACGAUAUGGAUAUGACCGACAAGGGUAAUAUCCUACAGUUCGCGGAGGCAGCACAAAUACCAGACGUUGAUAAGCUUCUGGAAUUCAGUGUUGGUAACGAGGCUAAACAACAGCUUAUCAGCAAUACUACUGAAGCGCUAGAAUCAAAGUGUUUUGGAGCUCCGUGGUUUAUGGUAACUAACCCUAAAACGGGGAGAAGGGAGAAAUUCUUUGGACAAGAUAGAGUUGAAAUGUUGGGGUGGGUUCUCGGAAAAGAGUACGUGGGACAUCAUCCUUCACAAUAGAAUCGGAAACGAAUGAAACAACAGUCCCUGAUGUUGAUUAUAAAUUUGAGUCAAUCUGCUCUCGAUCAGUAUACUUGAAUUGAUAUAAUUUUUAAUAAUAUGUAAAAUUCAGACGAUUUUUGUAAAAUUAACAGAAGUUUUUCAAGAUUUGAUUAAAAUUUUAAUUUCAUCGAUUUUUUCAAAUUCUCAUUGCCGCAGUCAGCAUUAUAGUUAUUAAAUUUACUGUGUUGCAAAACAACCAACAUCGUGAAUUAACUCAUAAAACCUUUGGACAGUCAUGGCAGUUCGUACACAAGUAAAAUUCUAUUACGAUAUUCUGUCCCCCUAUGCUUGGUUCGGGUUUGAAAAUCUCUGCCGGUAUCAAAAACCUUGGGACCUCGACCUACAGCUCAGACCCAUGAACAUUUGGAAAAUAAUGAGCGAAAGUGGCAACACUGGUCCAUGGAGGAAUCCCUCCAAAUUUUCGUUCAUGAACCGCGACACUCAAAUGGUGGCGGAGAUGUUGGACCUCCCGUAUAAACCAUCAUCUAACUUUGCAGAGGCAGCCGCAGUAAGGGGUUCUUUUCCAACACUGAAAACUCUGGCUGCCUGCCAGAUUCUAUAUCCUGAUCAUUUGGAAGAGUUGUCAAGGCAGUCGUGGCUUGGCUUGUAUUCUAGAGAUAUCGACAUAACUGACGAAGGUAACAUACGGCACUUUGCUCGUGCAGCUCAAAUACCUGAUGUUGACAAACUCAUCGAAUUCAGUUCUUGUAACGAAGCCAAACAGCAAUUAGUUGACAACACUACUGAAGCUUUAGAUUCCAAGUGUUUCGGGGCUCCGUGGUACACGGUAACCAACCCUACAACCGGAAAAAGAGAGAAGUUCUUCGGACACGACAGGGUUGAAAUGUUGGGAUGGGUAAUUGGGAAAGAGUAUAAGGGACACCAUCCUCCACAAUAGGAAAUAUCCUACAUAUCCUACAUCCUCCACAGAGUUCAUAAAAACAGAAUGCAAAGAGUUUUAGGAUGAAUGAUCACAAUAGCUCUCGGAUACAAUGAAAUUGAUUUUUUACCUGAUUUAUCUAAUUUAUUGUUUGAAAUUAAAAGCUUUUUUACUGAAUGGAAAAGCUAUCUAAUAGAAACAUUAAUCUUUUGUUAAUUUUAUCAUUAUGUAUGAUAAUCCGAUCAUCGGUAUGUACCGAUCAAGUAUUUUUAGACCCAAUUUUUCGUGUCAUGUACUAAACCGGUGUUCUUUGUAUCAUUUGAACUGUUUUGAUUUGAUGAUGUUAAGAUUUAAACGCUUCAACUUUA